Messenger RNA from Notodromas monacha, 412 nucleotides. The record is from the annotation of a GenBank genome assembly. NCBI's taxonomy places the organism in Eukaryota, Metazoa, Arthropoda, Ostracoda, Podocopida, Cyprididae.
CUGUUCUAUUUAAUUUUUUGAAGGUUGAAAAAGAGUGUGGUCGAGGUAUGCGUGCGAGUGUUUGCCUCUCGUAUGGAAUCGAAUGCACGCGCUAGUCAUGGACUCAGGGUGCAGUCAUCUUGAGAGUCUGGCGUAAAUAUCUCUCGAUUCGAAGCAAUUCAUGGAAGCGAACGCCAUGGAAUUCCCGAGCCGAGCCAACGUGGAUGUCCGACUCAUGCAGCGAAGUUCCACGGUCAGCACGCUGUCCUCGGGCAGCGCGAAGAUCGGGAGCUGGUUUUCCGCGCUCAGCGACCGCAGGCGGAAUAAGAAGUCGAUGAAGGCGUCAAAAAGCAUCACUCUGGCUGUCAAGUUGAGCGGGAAAAACUCGAAGUGUCAGUUCCGACUGUCGGCUUUUCUUUGCUUACCCGUGUAA